This is a messenger RNA of Anarrhichthys ocellatus (wolf-eel), 2594 nucleotides long. RefSeq names its product GTP binding protein 3, mitochondrial (gene gtpbp3). Gene Ontology annotation, biological process: tRNA wobble uridine modification; tRNA methylation. Bases 60 to 1694 code for a protein of 544 amino acids. The transcript is spliced from 12 exons. The record is from RefSeq and is a predicted model, not a curated record. NCBI's taxonomy places the organism in Eukaryota, Metazoa, Chordata, Actinopteri, Perciformes, Anarhichadidae. Gene Ontology annotation, molecular function: GTP binding; GTPase activity; protein binding. Gene Ontology annotation, cellular component: mitochondrion; cytoplasm.
UAAACGUAGUAGCAGUAGAAUCCUGUUAAUGUAGCUUUAGUUGAAAGCAGUUACUGUUCAUGAAAUGGGUCCAUUUGCCAGUUAACGUUACAUUCACAGGUCUCUCCGACAUUAGCCAAGAGUGGAAUAAGAAUAAUGUGACCAUGCUUCCGUCAAUGGUUCGUGGGAUAUGGAGAGCUGCUGUCAACAAUCUUAGGAUAAGAGGAACUCCAGCUUGCAGAUUAGUGUCCACCUGUGAUGGAGUCCCAGUUGGACUGGCUGAUGCUGAGACCAUCUUUGCAUUAUCAUCGGGCCACGGCAGGUGUGGAGUGGCUGUGGUACGAGCCAGUGGUCCAGCCUCGGCCACAGCUCUGAGGUGUAUGACCGGGCUCACACACAGCCGGCCCCCUCCACGCAAGGCCCUGUUACGCAGCAUCAAAGACCCCCAAUCCAAAGAAGUGCUGGACCACGGACUUGUCCUCUGGUUCCCAGCUCCACACAGUUUCACAGGAGAGGACAGUGUGGAGUUCCACAUCCACGGCGGUCCUGCUGUCAUUACUGCUGUCUUACAUGCUCUAGGAAGCGUGCCUGGCAUGAGGCCUGCUGAAGCUGGAGAGUUCACACGGAGGGCCUUUCAAGCAGGGAAGCUGGGUUUAACGGAGGUGGAGGGGCUCGGGGAUCUGAUCCAUGCUGAGACGGAGGCUCAGAGGAGACAGGCUCUCAGGCAGAUGUCAGGAGAGCUGGGACGCCUUUAUCAGGACUGGAGCCACAAACUGAAACGGUAUCUGGCUCACGUCGAGGCCUUCAUAGACUUCAGUGAGGAUGAGCUCAUUGAGGAUGGGGUCUUAAACCAAGUGGAUAAAUGGGUGUGUGAUCUGCAAGCAGAGAUGGAGCGCCACCUACAGGAUGAGAGGAGGGGCGAGCGGCUACGCAGCGGAGUCCAGGUGGUCAUCGCAGGAGCCACCAAUGCAGGGAAAAGUAGCCUCCUGAACAAACUCUGCCAGAGACCUGCAGCCAUUGUGUCUCCCAUUGCUGGCACCACCAGGGACAUAGUAGAGACGGCACUGGACAUCGGUGGAUUCCCUGUCCUGUUGAGUGACACAGCUGGCCUCAGAGAGAGCCCAGACCCGGUGGAGAGAGAGGGGGUCCGCCGUGCUCGGCAAAGAGUGGAACAGGCAGAUCUGACCCUGGUGGUUGUGGAUUGUGCUCAUCUACCUUCUGAUGCAAAGCAAGCUGUAACCUUCCUUCAGGGGCACCUCAGCAGUGUCCUGCCCACUCAGGAGCAGCCUGAGCCAGUAUUUCCUGCAGACAGGUUUCUUUUGGUGCUCAAUAAAACUGACCUGUUGCCUGAGGAGCAGAGGCUGAAGCUGGACAGGGAGCUGAGACGGGUCUCUGGACUCCCUCCUGUUUGUCAGAUUUCUUGCUACACUAAUGAGGGACUGCAGGACUUCCUUGCAGUGCUGCACAGCAGUGUCAAGAUUCUGUGUGGCGACCCUCUGUGUUGUGCCCCCACCCUGACCCAGGCCCGCCACAGGGCCCACCUGCAGCAGUGUUUUGCGGCCCUGGCUCAGUACCAGCGAUAUCGUGACAUUGACCUCGCUCUGGCAGCCGAGGGUGUCCGGUUGGCUCUCACGAGUCUAGGCCGGAUCACUGGACGUGUUGGGGCAGAGGAGAUCCUGGAUAUCAUCUUCAAAGACUUUUGCAUUGGAAAAUAGUCAGUUGAGUAUCAGCAAAAACAUGAAAUACUAAUAUUAGUCUACUCGCCUGCUCAGAAAGGAAAGGCUGCAUUCUUGUAUCGGUAAAGAGAGGGCACCGCCCCGUCAUUAUGCCUGGUUUCGAGGCCCUACAAGAGUGAAAAGAAUAAAAAUGUGUGUUCUUUGCUGCAGGGUCACUCUGCUCCCAAGACACGUAACUAUUUGUUUUCUGUUGAUGCUCUUCAGAAGACUGAAAUAGUUUUCACAAGAGGACAGGUGCCUCGGAGGCCCCAUGUGCUGGACAAGAGUUCUGCAAGUCUUGAGUCAUAAUUUAAAUAUAGCUUCGGAAAGCCUUUUUAAUAGAGGAGCAUUGGGCUCUUGGGUCGCAACAUAACAGCCAAGAUCAUUUCAAAUACAGCCAGCUACAGACCUCUGCAAGGUCAUGGAUGUUUACUUGUACUGCAGGACAAUGACGAUUGUUUUUAUUUGGGAGCAGAUAUCAUUACAGGUGUGUGCGCGUGUGCGUGCGUGUGCGUGCGUGUGCGUGCGUGCGUGCAGGUGAGAGAAAUUGUAUUAUUUUAAACAAGUAUUUGUUGUAUUAUAUACGCAUUUAUGUGUAAUAAUUGGGACAAUGUGUGUUUUCAUAACGAAUCAAAUGUACGUCAUGAAUCGGAGACCACAGAAGGAAUCUGAGAAAUAAGGGCUGAUUGCCUUUAAACCUACAUUAUUAAUUUAUUCUCACAGCUAGUAGGUAGUGCAACAGGCCGUAAACACAACAUCAACAGCAUCUUAGGGUUGUUACGACUAAUGAGUCAGUUGCCUAUUUACACAUCCACCAGGAAGGGAACAAUGUUGUCAUCGUGUUUAAGUUGUUACUGUAACUAAAAUGAAUGUACGGCUUUAAUAAAGGCACAUCAAGCA